This is a messenger RNA of Oppiella nova, 387 nucleotides long. The record is from the annotation of a GenBank genome assembly. Lineage: Eukaryota; Metazoa; Arthropoda; Arachnida; Sarcoptiformes; Oppiidae.
AUGAGUGAGGACUUGGAUGAGAGCAGCGAUCAGGCGAUGGUGUCGGGCAAUGAUGGCCUGAACGGCGAGAACGGCGUGAAUGGUGUGUCGUCGGGCGGGACGGGCGGACAGACUGGCGGACGCGAGAAGACGUUUGUGGUGAAGAAGUGGAACUGCUGUGCGAUGUGGUCGUGGGAUUGCGAGUGCGACACGUGUGCCAUAUGUCGCGUGCAAGUGAUGGACGCGUGUCUUCGGUGUCAGUCGGAGAACCGGUCGGACGACUGUGUCGUGGUUUGGGGCGAAUGUAACCACUCUUUCCACAACUGCUGUAUGUCUUUGUGGGUCCAACAGAACAACAGGUGUCCGCUCUGUCAACAGGACUGGAUUGUGCAGCGCAUCGGCAAAUAG